Molecule: messenger RNA, 830 nt
Organism: Paramecium sonneborni
Lineage: Eukaryota; Ciliophora; Oligohymenophorea; Peniculida; Parameciidae
Source: the annotation of a GenBank genome assembly
AAUUAAAAUGGGUAGAGAUUUAGAGAAAGGAAAGGAUUAUAAUGUAUCAAUAUAAUAAUGAUAGAAGGAAUCUUCAAAUAAAACAAGCAAAAAGGAUAAAAAGGAGAAGAGAGAGAAACAUAAAAAAAAGGAGAAGAAAUAAAGAAAAGAGGGUAAAAAACAAAAAUAAUAAAAGAAAAAUUAAUGGGGAAAGUAUGGUACAAUAAGGUUAUAUAAUAUCAUUAUUAAAGUAAUACAGACAUGUACUUAAAACGUGAAGAGUUUUUGAUGUGGCUUUCAGAUGUCAAGAGGCUUAAUAUUGAAGCAAUUACACCAUAAGAAGAGAAAAAGUUUUUUGAAGAAUAUGUUGAAUGUUAUAAUACUGCUACUUUUCCAUCAAAGAAAUUUUAUAAUUUCAAAGUAUGGUUUGAGAAAGAACAACUUAAAGGACAUUUAUAGUAAGCAGAAAUUGAAAUGCGCACUUUUGAUGAUGAAAAAGAAAAAUAGUACAUUUAUUUUUUUUAAUUUUUAAUAGAAAAGAAUAACAAGAAGAAAAAGAAUUUUAAAAGAGAUAAAAACUAUAAAGAGAAUAUUAACAUCUUCAUGAAUUUGAGAAUAUUGUAAUAAAUUGUUUAUUUAUUAAGGCAAAAGACAUGCAAAAAUAAAAACAGCUAUAAGAACUCUUGAGGCAUUAUUUUUAAAUGGGAAAUCAUGAGGCUGCUAUGAAAAUUCAAAAAUAAUUAAAUCCUAUUCAUACAAUUGAUAUGAAUUAAAUCUCAUAAUAACCUCCAAUAGACUAUGACUAUGAUUAUGAUAAUUUCUGAUCCUAUGACAUUUAUAUUAAAAACAAG